AUGAAUACUUCAAACGAAAAUCAAUAUAUAAAUCGAGAAUAUUAUUUAUGUAUGUCAAAAAAUUUUCAACGUUCAACAAAUCUUCUUCAACAAGUUUAUGAAAAACAGGUUGUACUUGAAAAUAUUUUUAUACGAGAUAUUACAGCAUAUGGUACUGUUCGAGUUAACAAUUGUUCAUUUGAUAAAAAAGUUUCGAUACGAUUUACAAUCGAUCAAUGGAAGAGUUUUUAUAUAAUAAAUGCAUAUCAUUCAAUGUAUUAUGCAGAUAGUAAUACAGACUCAUUUCAAUUUAAAUUAACUGUACCUAACGAUAAAUUAUCAAGAUUAUCACCACAAAAUUCUAUAUCAACAAUGAAUGUUUCAUUUGCAAUUUGUUAUGCUGUUAAAGGAGAAGAAUUUUGGGAUAAUAAUUAUUCGCGAAAUUAUAACCUUGAAAUAAUUGAAAAACUACGUAGACAAAUUGCACAAGAUUAUCAAGCAAUUUCUAAUGAAUUUCGACAAAUAGGAAAUAUAUGUGGAUUAAAAAAUCUUGGGGGAACAUGUUAUAUGAAUUCUGUUUUGCAAUCAUUAUUAUUUACUUCAUCAUUAACAAAUUAUUUUUUGUUGAAUGAAAAUAUUCAAGAUAGUACAAUGAAAAAUAUAUCAGUUUCAAAAGAAAUAGUUGCUAGUGAAUAUUUGAAUUUAUUAUAUUUAUUAUAUUGUGGUAAAUAUAAUGUUGUUACACCAGCACCAUUUAAACAAGUCAUUGGUCAUAUAAAUCAUAAUUAUUUAGAAAAUCAACAACAGGAUGCACAUGAAUUUCUUAUAUUUUUACUUGAUUAUCUACAUAAAGAUUUAAAUAGAAUAAAAUUUACUGAAGUCUUGAAUCAAACUCAGGAAAUCGAACGUAAUGCAGUUAAUCAAAUAAAUAAUCAUUCCAUUAUUGUUGACUUAUUCUAUGGUACCUAUCUAUCGACAAUAACAUGUCUAGAUUGUACGUAUACUUCACAUAAUUAUGAACCAUUUAAUUGUCUUACUCUUCCAAUUUCAUCAACAAAUCAAUGUACAUUAGAAGAUUGUCUUAGACAUUUCAAUGAAGAUGAAUAUUUAAGUGAUGAUUCAAAAUGGUUUUGUCCUGGAUGUCAAUGUCUUUGUAAUAGAAAAAGACGUUUAGAAAUUUAUAAAUUACCAAAAAUAUUAAUCAUUCAACUUAAACGAUUUCAAAUAAAUUAUGAAAUGAAUUGGAUUAAAAAUAAUACUCUUGUACUUUAUCCUGAGAAUAAUCUUGAUUUAAAUCAAUAUUGUUCUUUAUCAUCUCCAUCACAAUCAUCUUAUACACUUUAUUCAAUUAUUAAUCAUGAUGGUUCAUUGAAUGAUGGACAUUACACAACAUUUUGUCGAGAUAUUAUGGAUAAUCAACAACAAUGGUUUGAAUGUGAUGAUGAAAUAAUAAAAUAUUUACAUUCAGAUAAUUUAUAUUUCAAUUCAAAAGCUUAUCUCUUAUUCUAUACGAUGAAGUAG
This is a messenger RNA of Rotaria sp. Silwood1, 1500 nucleotides long. The record is from the annotation of a GenBank genome assembly. Lineage: Eukaryota; Metazoa; Rotifera; Eurotatoria; Philodinida; Philodinidae.